AUGCAAAUGGUGAAUGAAGUAUUAGAGAAAUAUGAGAAGAUAUCAGGUCAAAAAAUUAAUAAGGAGAAAAGUGCAAUUUAUUUGCAUCAUAAUGUGUCACAUGGGGAUGUGGUGGUAGCUGAAGUUACAAUGGGUAUACUGAGAAAAGAAUUCCCUUUUACAUAUUUAGGAUGCCCUAUCUUUUAUAGGAGGAAGCAGAAGGAAUAUUAUCAGCAGAUGAUUAACAGAAUCAUGAUGAAUCCACCAAGCAACGUAAUGAAUACAAUACAAAAGAUGAUGGCACAAUUUUUUUGGAGUAGUUGCAUAGGUGGUAAAGGUCGACAUUGGACAAGCUGGAACAAGCUGUGUUUACCACAAGCGGAAGGAGGAUUGGGAUUUAGAAUGAUGCAUGAUGUGUCAAUGGCUCUAUUCUGUAAAUUAUGGUGGAACUUCAGGACGCAAAGGACAGUAUGGAGUCAAUUCCUUUUCAACAAGUAUUGUAAAAAGGAAAAUCAGAAUGUAGUAAUGUGGAAGGCAGGAUAUUGUGGAUCGCAGGUAUGGAAGAAAAUGUUGCAGGCUAGAGAUCAUAUAGAGCACCAAAUUUGGUGGCAAACCAAAAAUGGAUCGGCUCAUCUAUGGUAUGAUAACUGGACAGGAUUAGGGGAUCUAUAUUCUACAAGUGAGAAAAGCUAUGAAUGGGAUGAGAGAUAUCAACAAGUUAAAGAUAUAAAAAGGAAGGAGAAUGGGAUGAGCAACUUAUGCAAGAGAUUUUUCCAACUGAAGUGGCUAACUUCAUCAAAGAAAAAUCAGACCACCAAGGGAAGGGAAUGA
Messenger RNA from Solanum tuberosum (potato), 810 nucleotides. RefSeq lists its product as uncharacterized. The transcript has 2 exons. The record is from RefSeq and is a predicted model, not a curated record. NCBI's taxonomy places the organism in Eukaryota, Viridiplantae, Streptophyta, Magnoliopsida, Solanales, Solanaceae. Bases 1 to 810 code for a protein of 269 amino acids.